AUGGCUGCCAUCAACUCAACAAUCAGCGACCCAUACGACAAAGUCAAGGGAGACGAAGAGCAUAUUCUCCUACUGCCAGGAGACAGACAGCUAGCUUAUGCGCACAACGGCCCCCCAACGUCGCGCACCAUCAUCCUAUUCUUUACGGGCAUCAUGAGCGUAGGCACCGCAGCCAACGUUCCCGAGUCCUGCAGCGAGAUUCAAGCCCACUGGAUCUCACCAACGCUGCCAGGCAUGGGCAACUCAAGCACUCGUAAUCUCACUGUGCCUUACUACGUCUCCUUGGCGAGGGAUAUGGCUGCUUUGCUCACCCAUCUCUAUCCCACUGCCGAUUUCGAUACUCUCUACCUUGCGGGAGGGUCAUACGGCACUGUGCAGGCGCAAAUGCUGUACGGCGCCCCAUACGAUCUCUUUCCAUUCGGUCGCAAAAUCGCUGGAUGUCUGCUUCUAAGCGGCUUUUCUCCAUUGAAGCAUCAUGUGGGAUACGCAAAAAGGGUCAACUGGCACAAUUGGUUUUCCAUUGGGCCGCCUACAAGAGUCAUUCCAUUCCAUUUACUGCAGCGCCUCUUUAAGUCUGCCAUCGGAUCCAAGUUACUGUCUCUCGACGGAGCACGAGCAUUUCUCAAACAGACGAUAUUCAAUACCAUGGAUUCUGAGGAGAAGCAGCUAUUUUAUGACUGGGCAGCGAAAAAUGAAUUGACAGAAUCAGAGUUUAUUGACCGAAUGGCACGCGGUACCAUCAAGUGCUGCAAAAACUGGGAUGGCUUCAUGGAGGUUUCUGACAUCAUCCACUCCGACUGGGGCUUUGAUCCGCGCACUCUGGACGCUGAGCAUGCGUCCAAGGCGAUGCUGGUGGUUGGGUCCCAGAGUGACUAUAUCGGAGGGGGCACCAACGACUGGCUUGUAGCUAGUUAUCAGUCCGCAGCACUCAGAUUGUUUCCCGGAAGCCAUAUCUCGUCGCUGUUUUACAUGGAUGAGUUGUGGAAACAGUUGUUUGCAAUGGCUAAUUGCAAGUGA
Trichoderma gamsii is the source of this 1017-nucleotide messenger RNA. RefSeq lists its product as hypothetical. Bases 1 to 1017 code for a protein of 338 amino acids. The record is from RefSeq and is a predicted model, not a curated record. NCBI's taxonomy places the organism in Eukaryota, Fungi, Ascomycota, Sordariomycetes, Hypocreales, Hypocreaceae. The transcript has a single exon.